AUCCCGCGCCAUUCUUGUCCCUCUCCUGGUGAACCGGAUGCGCUGUCAGUCUCCUCCUCCUCCGCGUCCUUAGCCUCCACCCAGCUCCCUGGAGAAGCCGCUGCCACCCCGAGGCCUUGGCCAGGAGAGGCUGCUGGCGACUGGCCUGGCGGGCGCGGGCACGGUAGGAGCUGGGCGCGCACGGCUACCGCGCGUGGAGGAGACACAGCCCUGCGGCCAUGAGUGCCAGGGCCGCUCCUUCACGCCGGAGACAGGCGGGCCGCCGGUUGCGCUACCUGCCUACUGGUAGCUUUCCCUUCCUCCUCUUGCUGCUGCUGCUCUGCAUCCAGCUCGGGGGCGGACAGAAGAAAAAGGAGAACCUUUUGGCUGAAAAAGUGGAGCAGCUGAUGGAAUGGAGUUCCAGGCGCUCGAUCUUCAGAAUGAACGGCGACAAGUUCCGGAAGUUUGUAAAAGCCCCACCUCGGAACUACUCCAUGAUCGUCAUGUUCACUGCUCUGCAGCCUCAGCGGCAGUGUUCUGUGUGCAGGCAGGCUAACGAAGAAUAUCAAAUCCUGGCUAAUUCCUGGCGUUAUUCAUCUGCUUUUUGCAACAAACUGUUUUUUGGAAUGGUGGACUAUGAUGAAGGGACAGAUGUUUUUCAACAGCUCAACAUGAACUCCGCUCCCACAUUCAUGCAUUUUCCUUCAAAAGGCAGACCCAAGAGAGCUGAUACUUUUGACCUUCAACGAAUUGGAUUUGCAGCUGAGCAGCUAGCAAAAUGGAUUGCCGACAGGACGGAUGUUCAUAUUCGAGUUUUCCGGCCACCCAACUACUCAGGCACCAUUGCUUUGGCCCUGUUAGUGUCACUGGUUGGUGGCUUGCUUUAUCUAAGGAGGAACAACUUGGAGUUUAUCUAUAACAAGACUGGUUGGGCCAUGGUAUCUCUGUGUAUAGUCUUUGCUAUGACGUCUGGCCAGAUGUGGAAUCAUAUCCGUGGACCUCCAUAUGCUCAUAAGAACCCACACAAUGGACAAGUGAGCUACAUUCAUGGAAGCAGCCAGGCUCAGUUUGUGGCAGAGUCACACAUCAUUCUAGUACUGAAUGCUGCUAUCACCAUGGGGAUGGUUCUUCUAAAUGAAGCAGCAACUUCCAAAGGGGAUGUCGGGAAAAGACGCAUCAUUUGCCUCGUGGGAUUGGGCUUGGUGGUCUUCUUCUUCAGUUUUCUCCUUUCAAUAUUUCGUUCAAAGUACCAUGGCUAUCCAUAUAGUGAUCUGGACAUUGAGUGAGAAGAUGUGAUUUGGACCAAGGCUCUUAAAACUCUGUACCCUCAGCUUUUUAAUUAAAUGAAGCCAAAUGGGAUUUGCGUAAAGUGAGUGUUUACUGUGAAGAGAAGCAGUUCCUGACAUUAUAUUAUUUGGAAUUCUUGAGGUUCAUUCUUUGUUGAUUGUGAUAUACUAGCUUAUUCUUGUAUAAUUUUUUUAAACUGUGGAUUUUCCUAAAACAUUUAAUUUAUAGAAAUGGAUGUGUAACAUUCCAUAAUCCGCAAUGGACUAUCAAAGUGUUUUUAAAUAUUCUCAAUGUAUGCCACAGGAGUGAAAUAAAUGACAUUGUAACUAUGAAUUCAUGUUUUAGAAUUGUGUGUGCUCCCAUGUAAGGAAACCACUUGUUAGUAAAGAAAUCCAUGGAUUAUAUGUAAAAGAAUUGCUAGUACUGUACAAGGAUAGAGCAUAUGCAUGAAAUAUGUCGUGUGGACAAUAAUUCUUACUUCAGUUUCACUUAUAAAGGAUGAACACUGUUACAAAAGUGUUUUGUUAUUCUUCUUCACAACUAGAUCAUAAAUACAUAGGACAAAGAGGUGGAUAAGUGUUAAUGCCAGUUCAGAUCCUUAACCUAAAGAACGAAGCUAGAAGGAACCUUAGACUUCACCAUACCUCCAAUGGAGUCAGGCAAUAGAACCAUGUGUCAUUAUUCAAUGUUUUUGUGAAGCUCUUUACAAAUUCUGACUCAUGAAAUCCAAUCUACUACGGUCACUUUCCUUUUGUUUAAUGGACCGGGCAGGGACCUGGAUCCCUAUGAAUUGUUAGUUUUCCCAGAAUGACUCAGAUGAAGCUUCUUGAUAACCAAAUACAGAAGGAAUGUAACUAUUGUUAUUGUUUGUUGUUAACGAACGUAACUGUGUAUAGCAUACCCAUGUACAUCCCAGUAUUCCUCACAUCUUUUCAAUAGACAGGCAAUGCAAGAACUUUUCUGUGAGUUAUAGAGAUAGUAGAAACCAGCUGAAAACCAAAAUAUAAGUUGUACUUAUAAUCAGCCUUUUAAACAUUUUUUGUAAAACUCUGUACUGCAACUGAAAGAAAUAUUUCCUUAAUUGGUUCAGUAAGUUUUAACAUUUUUAAAAGCUUAUAUCUGAAUAGUAAAACUGUGGAGUGAUUUAUCCAGUGGCAAUCCCAGCUGUAUAGUCACAAAUAGGAGUAAUACUAUUCUCUGAAUUUGCAUAAUAAUUUAGAACUACAUUAACUUUAUCAUACUCUGAUAUCUCUUACUAAAGCAUAGUUUCCUUAGUUCACUUAAGAGAUCUAAUAAACUCAGCAUUGAGAUUCCUUUUAUGGAAAAAUUCGGCAUAAUUUUCUGUUCGAUGCCUGUCCCUAGGUAUCAUUUGAAUUGGAGUUGUACCAUUCAACUAUUGCUAUAGUCUCAAACUUAACUGACUCUGAACUUCAGAGUGCAAAUGGAAUUUGUUUCCAGACCUUAAAAAUAACAGAUAUUUGUUAUAAUUAAAUGUCGUCAUUCCCUAUAUCUCAAAAUGAUCUUCUAGUUAAUUAAAUCAUAUUGACAAAACACGUCAAAUCUCACUUUAAAGGCUAAUAGUAUAUAUGCAUAACCCCAGCCAGGCCAUCCAAGCCCAUGGAAUGGAGGUUUGGAGGUAGAUAUUUCUUUAUCUUACAUUAUUAAGAAAUUUUCCAGUUUGUAACAAUUUGUAAUUUUCUUAAGAUCAAAAAGAAGUUAAUUAAUUACAGGUUUGUUCAUGGGGUAUGAGGCCAGAUCCAAGGGGCUCCAGUGCCUCUGGGCCUUCCAGGCACCUGCACUUGUGUGUACAUAUGCAAACACAUUCACAAAAAAAGAAAAACAGUUCAAGUUUUCUUUUUCAUAAUUUCAUAUCUUAGAAUGGGACAGGUGGGGCAAAAGAGAUGGCUCACCAGGUAAAUGUUGCUUACUGUUCUUCCAGAAGACCAGGGUAUGGUUCCCAGCCUUCAGCAGGUGCCUUCCUACCAGCUACCGAUAACUGCAGUUCCAUGGCUCUGCCACUUUUAACCUUUAUUCACUGUAUUGAGAAUUUUCAUUCAAAUCAAUCAUACAUUUGACAGUUUCUCACUAGAAUUUAAAAAUUACUUUUCUCCUGUGACAGAAAAGUCCUGAUAGAAAAAAAAAAUCUCCUUUCAGGGAGUCUCAUUUUAUAGAGACAUUUGUUGGUCAUCUCCUUGUGUUGUCUUCAGCAUAGUGCUUCUUGAAUUAUGCAUUCAAACAAAUAAACCCAAUACUAUGUGCCAACCAUAAA
Messenger RNA from Mus musculus (house mouse), 3535 nucleotides. It is a transcript of the gene Tusc3, whose product is annotated as tumor suppressor candidate 3. The coding region runs from base 219 to 1265 and encodes 348 amino acids. Gene Ontology annotation, cellular component: endoplasmic reticulum membrane; oligosaccharyltransferase complex. The record is from RefSeq and is marked validated. The transcript is spliced from 11 exons. NCBI's taxonomy places the organism in Eukaryota, Metazoa, Chordata, Mammalia, Rodentia, Muridae. Gene Ontology annotation, biological process: protein N-linked glycosylation. Gene Ontology annotation, molecular function: magnesium ion transmembrane transporter activity.